Messenger RNA from Andrographis paniculata, 2273 nucleotides. RefSeq lists its product as uncharacterized. Gene Ontology annotation, biological process: glucan catabolic process. Gene Ontology annotation, molecular function: beta-glucosidase activity. The record is from RefSeq and is a predicted model, not a curated record. The transcript is spliced from 10 exons. Lineage: Eukaryota; Viridiplantae; Streptophyta; Magnoliopsida; Lamiales; Acanthaceae. Bases 191 to 2092 code for a protein of 633 amino acids.
UCCUCUCAAAGGACUACAAAAACCUCACACGCCACAAUGCAAUUGCCACAACAAAUCGACAAAAAUUCCCCAUUCGUCACUCCAUCCUCAAUCAUUGCUUACGCAAAUCGGUAGGGCGGUGGAGAGCUUUUUGGUGCUGGCACCGACCUCAGCAGCUUCUGAAUAAGGCGAUUUCCGUAGCUCGAUUGGAAUGGCGAUGGGGAUUAGGGUUUCUCCGAUUGGAGGAACGGUGUGUUUGGCUGUGCUGUUAUUGUUGGCUGUUUUUGCGGAGGCUGAGUAUGUGAAAUACAAAGAUCCCAAACAGCUCCUAGGAGUCCGAAUCAGAGACUUGAUGAAGAGGAUGACUCUGGAGGAGAAGAUUGGGCAGAUGACUCAGAUUGAGAGGAAACUCGCCACCGCUCAAGUCAUGAACAAAUACUUCAUUGGGAGUGUGUUGAGUGGAGGAGGGAGUGUGCCGGCGGCGAAGGCCUCAGCCGAGGCAUGGGUGAAUAUGGUGAACGACCUUCAAAAGGGCUCGCUUUCUACGCGCCUCGGAAUCCCUAUGAUAUACGGCAUUGAUGCUGUUCAUGGCCACAACAAUGUCUACCAGGCUACUAUUUUUCCGCACAAUGUUGGGCUCGGCGUCACCAGAGAUCCCGACCUUGUGAAGAGGAUUGGAGCUGCCACUGCACUCGAAGUUAGGGCGACCGGGAUUCCUUAUGCCUUCGCUCCAUGCAUUGCCGUCUGCAGGGAUCCGAGAUGGGGUCGCUGCUACGAAAGCUAUAGCGAGGACCAUAAGAUUGUCCAAGCAAUGACUGAGAUUAUUCCUGGCUUGCAGGGCGACGUCCCAGCUAAAUCCCGCAAGGGCGUUCCUUUUGUAGCCGGAAAGACAAAAGUUGCAGGAUGUGCCAAGCAUUUUGUUGGAGAUGGAGGCACGGUGAGGGGAAUUGACGAGAACAAUACCGUGAUCGACUAUAAAGGAUUGAUUAGCAUUCAUAUGCCGGCAUAUCUUGAUUCAGUUAGAAAGGGUGUUGCCACGGUCAUGGUGUCGUACUCGAGCUGGAAUGGUGAGAAGAUGCAUGCUAAUCGCGAUCUUGUUACCGGUUAUCUGAAGAACAAACUUAAGUUCAGGGGUUUCGUCAUUUCGGAUUGGCAAGGCAUUGAUAGGAUCACGAGCCCCCCCCAUUCGAACUACUCUUAUUCAGUUCAAGCCGGGGUUAUGGCAGGAAUCGACAUGAUUAUGGUCCCGGAGAACUUCAACGAGUUCAUUGAUGGCUUGACUGCCCAAGUGAAGAACAAGCUCAUCCCCAUGAGCAGAAUCGACGACGCAGUAUACAGAAUACUUAGAGUCAAAUUCGUCAUGGGCUUAUUCGAGAAUCCCUUGGCAGAUCUCAGCCUCGCAAACCACCUCGGCAGCCAGGAGCACAGAGAAUUGGCGAGGGAAGCCGUGAGGAAAUCGCUCGUCCUUCUCAAGAACGGGAAAGUAGCUAAUCAACCAUUACUUCCACUUCCAAAGAAAGCGCCGAAGAUAUUGGUGGCCGGAAGCCAUGCAGAUAAUUUGGGGUACCAAUGUGGAGGAUGGACGAUAGAGUGGCAAGGCGUUCACGGCAACGACCUUACCGUUGGAACAACAAUCUUGAGUGGCAUCAAGAAGACAGUCGACCCAUCGACACAAGUCGUCUACGCAGAGAAUCCCGAUGCAAACUUUGUCAAGGGCAAUGGAUUCUCCUACGCAAUCGUCGUGGUGGGCGAGGUUCCGUACGCAGAGAUGUACGGGGACAGCACGAAUCUGACCAUAAUCGAGCCCGGACCGAGCACCAUCAAGAAUGUAUGCGGCGCAGUCAAGUGUGUCGUCGUGGUGGUCUCAGGGCGGCCGGUGGUGAUGGAGCCGUAUGUAGCAGACAUGGAUGCGCUCGUGGCAGCAUGGCUGCCGGGAACAGAGGGCCAAGGUGUGAGCGAUGCCCUGUUCGGCGACUACGGAUUUACCGGAAAGCUUGCGAGGACGUGGUUCAGAUCUGUGGAGCAGCUUCCAAUGAACGUCGGCGACCCACAUUACGACCCGCUUUUCGCCUUCGGAUUCGGUCUGACGACUGAGCCAAGAAAGGAGAACUGAGAACACUUCAAAAAUGCAGAUGAAGGUUAGAUUUUUGUGCUCAUUCGUAUGUGUGUGUAGAAAAACUGAGGAUUACGAUUGAGAAUGGCCUCUGAAUUGAUUUCUGUCUAUGAGCAACAUUGGAAAAUUGUAUUCUUCUUCUUGUUGUCGGAAAAUUGACAACGCUGCCGGUUUGGCUCAA